AUGUUUCCACCGGUUGUUGAAAAGACUAUGGGAUACUAUCCUCCCCCCUGCGAGCUGAAGCAAAUUAUGUAUGAGACCAUUGAUGCCUGUGACGCCCUCGACGGUCGCACUGAUGGCGUGGUAUCUCGCACUGAUCGGUGCAAGUUGAACUUCAACCUCUCAAGUUUAAUUGGCAUACCUUAUUCUUGCAACGUGACCAGUGCCCCCACCGGGUAUGGGUUGGCCCAAAAUGGUACGAUUACUGCAGAAGGUGUUGCUGCUGUAGAGGACAUUCUU
Aspergillus costaricaensis CBS 115574 is the source of this 276-nucleotide messenger RNA. RefSeq names its product tannase and feruloyl esterase. Lineage: Eukaryota; Fungi; Ascomycota; Eurotiomycetes; Eurotiales; Aspergillaceae. The transcript has a single exon. The annotation marks the transcript as partial. The record is from RefSeq and is a predicted model, not a curated record.